Messenger RNA from Aureobasidium musti, 768 nucleotides. The record is from the annotation of a GenBank genome assembly. NCBI's taxonomy places the organism in Eukaryota, Fungi, Ascomycota, Dothideomycetes, Dothideales, Saccotheciaceae.
AUGGCAGCAACAAUAACACAACCCAGCGAUGGCACCUCCCCCUCGGACCCCAAAGUCGCAGCCUCAACCCUCGACUUCCUGCUCAUAGAACUCGUUCCCUUGGCCCAACGUAUAGCCGCCGACUUGCACGCCAGAGACACUGCCCUGCUGUCUUCCUCGCUAGAAAGAAAUGCGACUCUAAAUACCUCCACAACAGCGCAAUCCACACACCCCUCUUCCACAACAGAAAACCGCCAAAGUCUUAAGAGCACAGAAGCGCUAGGAGGAGGUGCUAACAGCACAACUACCGGCAUAACACACAAUGGCGACGAAGAAACAGACGAAGACCUACAAGACAGCCUCCAAGAAUCUGUUUUAUAUCGCUUAGACUCGCUGGGCUACCGUGUGGGUCUCGGUCUCGUUGAAAAACUCUCCCAAAACACACCUCGACCAACCACUUCUUUGGAUAUGAUUAAAUUCAUCUGUAAAGACUUGUGGCAGGUGGUUUUUCGCAAACAGAUUGAUAAUCUAAAAACAAAUCACAGAGGCACGUUUGUGUUGACGGAUAAUAAGUUUUUGGCGUUGGGGCGCAUGAGUGUGGAUAGAGGGAGAGGUGCAAAGGGAACUGAGGAGGCGUUGAGGAAGGCUCAACCGUUCCUCUACUUCCCUUGCGGUGUAAUCCGUGGCGCAUUAGCUGGGUUCGGUUUAUCUGUAUCUGUUCAAGCAGAAACCUCUGAACUGCCUCAAGCGGUGNNUUUCCAAAUCAGGACUGUAGGGUCAAAACCUUGA